AUGAUUAUUCGGAAUAUUAGGGAUGAUUUUCCAGAUGAUAUAGAGGACGAUUUUCCAGAAGAUAUAGGUGGUGAUGAUUUGGAUGGGGAUGAUAAUCCGAAAAAUAUAGGGGAUGAUAAUCCGGAAAAUAUAGGGGAUGAUAAUCCGGAAAAUAUAGGGGACGAUUUUCUGGAUUAUAUAGGGGAUGGUUAUCCGGAUGAUAUGGAGGACGAUUUUCCAGAAGAUAUAGGGGAUGAUGAUUCGGAUGGUAUAGGAGAAGAUUAUCUGGAAAAUUUAGGGGAUGGUUUUUCAGAAGAUAUAGGAGAUAAUUAUGCGGAUGAUAUAGGGGAAGAUUAUCAGGAAAAUUUAGUAGAUGAUCGUCCGGAAAACUUAGGGGAAGAUUAUCUGGAAG
Messenger RNA from Diuraphis noxia (Russian wheat aphid), 391 nucleotides. Its product is annotated as prostatic spermine-binding protein-like. The record is from RefSeq and is a predicted model, not a curated record. Lineage: Eukaryota; Metazoa; Arthropoda; Insecta; Hemiptera; Aphididae.